Coccidioides immitis RS is the source of this 288-nucleotide messenger RNA. RefSeq lists its product as uncharacterized. The record is from RefSeq and is a predicted model, not a curated record. Bases 1 to 288 code for a protein of 95 amino acids. Lineage: Eukaryota; Fungi; Ascomycota; Eurotiomycetes; Onygenales; Onygenaceae. The transcript is spliced from 2 exons.
AUGUCAAAGAGUGGGGUGGCAAACAUGGUCUGUACAUGUGUGUUGUGGACAGCUUGCAUGUGGGGACAUACAUUCAUGUACAGAGUCUGGGCACUUGCUGCGAUGAUCAUGUCCCGGUGCUGCGGUGGCCACCGUUGCCGCACAUUUGUCCGAUUCCUAGUGCCAUGUCCGGACUUCGCGGGUAGAGUUUUGGUUAUUGGUCGGGGCAAAGAAGAUGACGAUGUCAGCGAGAAGUACAAGGCAAGGGGAAUUCACCGACCUACGGGCAUACAAGAGCCGCAUUCGUAG